This is a messenger RNA of Podarcis muralis (Common wall lizard), 7463 nucleotides long. The record is from RefSeq and is a predicted model, not a curated record. NCBI's taxonomy places the organism in Eukaryota, Metazoa, Chordata, Lepidosauria, Squamata, Lacertidae.
CAGGCGGCUGCAACAGCUGACACUGCUAGGGGGCUCUACAGUUCCGGCAAAGCUCUUCUGAGUUCACAACUCAUACAAGCUCUCUCCUUAGCUGCUCUCUAUGGCUCUCCUGACCUCUAGGGGUUCACUUCCUGUUGGAAGUGCUUCUUUUCCUGCAGCAGGUAUAUGCAGCAGGCUGGCUCUUUGUUACCCACUGCACUCCUCUCUCCCUAGAUGCUUCGAAGACAACGGUAGCCACCUGACUUAACCUUCAGUUUUCAAAGAGUCUUAUCCUAGCCAUAGAAAAUGAUCAAGCCUGGGCUUGGAGAAACAUUUGGGGAGCGAAUUCCCAUCGUUGUGAGGCUCUAAAGCUUUUCUCGCUGUUCCACUGCUGUGCCUUGUGAAAAUCUGAUCUUACCCACUGAAUUGAAGCUCGGUUAAGCAGAAUCUCUUCAAAUCUGAUCAGAUCUGAUUCAGCGGUAUGAAGACAAAGCUGAUGCAGUUUUUGGGAGUAUAGCAGAAAAACGUGGUGAGCUUGUACCUACAGAAAUGUCUGAGAAAACUGUUCACAACCUAACCCCUGCCUUCGACAGCAUACCGUACAGAAUGCAGAAUCGAACAGGAUCUACAAACUCCUUGCUGGUUGACAGUGAUUACUUCUUGAACUCUGGGGAUCUUACAGGGAUUCCUAUUGUUGGGAGUGACAAUGAGGAUGAGCAAACUUUUCCGGCAAAGGAUAGCCUCCCUUCGCGCCCUGAAGAUAGUCGGGGAGAUAUGAGGAGGGUUCGGGAUCAUGCAGUGGACAAUGAGAAAGACACACAGAUGCAAAAUGUGAUUCAGAAAGACCUCUCUUCCCCUUUUGACAAAGGGCCCUCUGUAUUUAAGUCUGUUCGGAAAGAUUUUAGCAUAGGAAGAGAUGAUGCUAAAGAUAUUUUUUUGACAAAGGAGAAAGCCAGAGAAGGACCUUUUCAGGAGCAUGACAAACGAUUGGAAAAAAUGCCGAAGGAAAUGGAUUCCAGAUUGAAAAGCAGUUUCCUCGAUAAAUCAGUUACUAAUCAAGUGGAUGAAACAUUACGGACACAGUUGGCACCACAAACACCAGAAACUAACUUCAGGGAGUCUAGCUACCUGUUUGCUAAUAAGGAAUCCGUUGGUCAAGAGCUGGGGAAUUCCUAUGCACCAAAUAUUAGAAUUAAGGAAGAGCCUUUGGACAAUGACUACGAUAAAGCUAUUGCACCUCAGCAGGGGCUGCUGAACAAAAUUAAGGAUGAACCAGAUAAUACUGAGGAAUAUGGCCAGCAGCCAAAAACUCAGGAAGGGGAACUGAAGAUCAGUGCUGUGUUUUCAGUCAGUGGCAGCCCUCUUGCUCCACAGCUGACUUCCAAUUUCCCACCUAACACACCAUCCUCUGGCAUGAACAAACUGCUUCCUUCAGUCCCGAGUACGGCUGUUCGGGUUUCCUGUUCAGGCUGUAAGAAGAUCCUACAGAAGGGGCAAACAGCCUAUCAGAGGAAAGGCUCCACUCAGCUCUUCUGCUCCACACUGUGCCUCACAGGAUAUACUGUACCAGCCACAAGACCACCAGCUUCUUCCAAGAAAACCUGUUCCAGCUGCUCAAAGGAAAUUCUGAAUCCAAAGGAUGUGAUUACUGCUCAGUUUGACAACACUAACUCCAGCAAGGACUUCUGCAGCCAGUCGUGUCUAUCCAUGUAUGAGCUGAAAAGGAAGCCUGUCGUCACCAUUCACACAAACAGUAUUUCCACCAAGUGCAGCAUGUGCCAGAAGAAUGCAGUGAUUCGGCAUGAAGUGAAUUACCAGAAUGUUGUGCACAAACUCUGCAGUGAUGCCUGCUUCUCCAAGUUCCGCUCAGCAAACAACUUGACCAUGAACUGCUGUGAGAACUGUGGGGGUUACUGUUACAGUGCCUCAGGCCAGUGCCACAUGCUUCAGAUCGAGGGGCAGUCCAAAAAGUUUUGCAGUUCAACGUGUGUCACUGCAUACAAACAGAAGUCAGCAAAAAUCACUCCCUGCGCACUGUGUAAAUCUCUGAGAUCUUCAGCUGAGAUGAUUGAAAGCACAAAUAAUGUGGGGAAAACAGAGCUCUUUUGUUCUGUGAACUGCUUGUCAGCACACAGAGUCAAAAUGGUCACAUCUUCAGGUGUCCAGGUUCAGUGUAACAGCUGUAAGACCUCAGCCAUCCCUCAGUAUCACCUCGCUAUGUCAGAUGGCAGCAUACGCAAUUUUUGCAGCUAUAGCUGCGUGGUGGCUUUUCAGAACUUGUUCAACAAGCCUGCGGGAAUGAACUCGUCAGUGGUGCCCUUGUCACAGGGCCAAGUGAUUGUCAGUAUCCCCUCAGGAGCCACGGUUUCAGCAGCGGGCAGCACUACCUCCACAGUUUCCCCCAGCUCGGUCAGCAGCUCAGCCGCAGCUGGUCUCCAGAGACUCGCCGCUCAGUCCCAGCAAGUUACCUUUGCCCGCACUGUCGUCAAACUCAAGUGUCAACACUGUAGCCGCCUGUUUGCAACCAAGCCUGAACUGCUCGAUUACAGGGGUAAAAUGUUCCAGUUCUGUGGCAAGACCUGCUGCGAUGAGUAUAAGAAGAUAAAUUGUGUCAUGUCGAUGUGUGAAUACUGCAAGAUUGAGAAGAUUAUCAAAGAGACUGUGCGAUUCUCAGGCAUUGACAAGUCAUUCUGUAGUGAAGGCUGCAAGCUGCUGUAUAAGCACGACUUAGCCAAACGUUGGGGGAACCACUGUAAGAUGUGCAGCUACUGUUUGCAGACAUCUCCCAAGCUGGUUCAGAAUCAUUUUGGGGGCAAGGUGGAGGAGUUCUGUUCAGAAGACUGCAUGUCAAAAUUCACAGUUUUGUUUUAUCAGAUGUCCAAAUGUGACAGCUGCAAAAGGCAGGGCAAACUUGGCGAGUCCUUGAAAUGGCGAGGGGAAAUUAAGCAUUUUUGCAACUUGCUUUGCAUUUUGAUGUUUUGCAAUCAGCAGUGUGCAUCAGAUCCACCGCCACCUCCACCUCCUCCACCGCCGCCACCCCCACCCCCACCUCAGAACAAUACAGCAAAUCUUUCCAUGGCACCAACGUCCUCGGUGGGGCCCCCUCCAUCUCUCAGGAAGGAUUCUACUCCAGUUAUAGCAAAUGUGGUGUCCCUGGCCAGUGCUCCUGCUGCCCAGCCCACCGCCAAUUCCAAUAAUGUUUUGCAAGGUGCAGUUCCUACUGUGACAGCAAAAAUUAUUGGAGAUGCAAGUACUCAGACGGAUGCUUUGAAGCUUCCUCCCUCCCAGCCUCCCCGACUUCUCAAGAACAAAGCCUUACUGUGCAAGCCUAUAACACAGACCAAGGCCACCUCUUGCAAGCCUCAUACGCAACACAAGGAAUGCCAGACAGAAGAAGAAGAAGAAGUUCCACCCAAAAUAAUCAUGGUGCCUGUUCCUGUACCAGUGUUUGUGCCAGUUCCUCUCCACCUCUUCACCCAAUACACACCAGUUCCGCUGGGAAUGCCAAUACCCGUCCCAGUUCCUAUGUUGGUUCCAUCUGCCCCGGAGAAUACUGGCAAGGCAAUAGAAACCAUUCCAGACAUCAAGGAGAAGAGCUCCGCCAAUGCAUUUGAGGCAGAUCUCCUCCAGAUGGCAGAAAUGAUCGCAGAGGAUGAGAAGGAUAAAGAACACUCUAGAGGAGGCUCUCAAACAUCUGAGCAUGAGCUGUUCCUCGACCCUAAGAUAUUUGAAAAAGACCAAGGCAGCACAUACAGUGGCGACUUAGAGUCCGAAGCAGUGUCGACCCCUCACAGCUGGGAGGAGGAGCUGAACCACUAUGCCUUACGCUCAAAUACGGUGCCUGAGCCUGAGCCCGAGCCGAGGCAAUUCUCCAAAGGAGAGCUGGAGCAGGACCUGGAGGCUGAUUUCCCUUCAGACUCCUUUGACCCGAUCAGCAAAGGGCUGGGUCUUCACUCACGUGCGCGAGCAAGGCGGAGACACAGAGACGGUUUUCCACAGCCAAAAAGGAGGGGGAGGAAGAAGUCCAUAGUAGCUGUGGAGCCCCGGAUGCUUGUGCAGAGCUCAUACCCAGGCUGUUCCGUUUCCGGGAUGAGUCUCAAGUAUAUGUAUGGGGUGAACGCCUGGAAGAACUGGGUCCAGUGGAAAAACACACAGGAAGAGCAAGGAGACCUCAAAUUUGGAGUUCGACCUGUGAAGCUCAAAGAGGACAUCCUUUCUUGUUCUUUUUCGGAGCUGAGCUUUGGCUUAUGCCAGUUUAUCCAGGAGGUACGACGACCAAAUGGUGAGAAGUAUGACCCUGACAGCAUCUUAUACCUGUGCCUUGGAAUUCAGCAGUACCUAUUUGAGAAUGGUAGAAUAGAUAACAUUUUUACCGAGCCCUACUCCAGGUUUAUGAUCGAACUUACAAAACUGUUGAAAAUCUGGGAGCCUACAACGCUUCCAAAUGGUUACAUGUUCUCAAGAAUCGAAGAGGAGCACUUAUGGGAGUGUAAGCAGCUGGGUGCCUAUUCCCCCAUCGUCCUCCUGAACACGCUGCUUUUCUUCAACACCAAAUACUUCCAGCUCAAGAAUGUCAGCGAGCACAUGAAGUUGUCCUUUGCCCACGUCAUGCGACGCACCCGGACCCUGAAGUACAACACCAAGCUGACCUAUUUACGCUUCUUUCCUCCUUUCCAAAAGCAGGAGGUAGAAUCAGAUAAAUUAGUAGGGAAAAGAAAACGCCACGAGGGCGAAGAUGUCCCAACAGCGGUGGAAAUGGUUGAGAACACUGACAACCCCUUGAGAUGCCCAGUUCGGCUCUAUGAAUUCUACUUGUCAAAGUGUUCUGAAAGCGUGAAGCAGAGAAGUGAUGUCUUUUACCUCCAGCCAGAGCGUUCGUGUGUCCCCAAUAGCCCCAUGUGGUAUUCCACUAUGCCAAUAGAUCCUGGGACUUUGGACAUCAUGUUGACGCGUAUCCUUAUGGUAAGGGAGGUGCACGAAGAACUUGCCAAAGUCAAACCAGAGGACUCUGACCCUGAGCUUUCAGACUAAAGUUGGGCGAAGGGGGGCAUUAUCUCUUUUUGGAUUUGUUUUUGUUUCUUUCCCUUUCCAAUACACCUUGCAAAAGCACCAAACUGUGAACGCAUCCAUCCUUUGGAAGACUUCCUCCGUCACAUCACACAAACCGUCAGGAGGAGCAGCACGAGCUGUGACAGAGUGCAAAUAAGAAUCAAAGGACAGAAAACAGCCCAAAGCGCAAGAAAACGGAGGGCUCAAUGGCUGCAUUUGAUCCUGAAAACGCUUUCUUAAGAUGAGCUUGAUGCUUGUCCCGCCUCCUCCCCUCCUCAAAACAAAGUGGUGCUUGUAUCAAUUGUAACCCGUUAAGGAUUUUUUUUCCCUUAGAGGGAAUCCUGUUGUGUACGUCCUUUCCUUCUAACCAUGGAAGCAAAGAAAGCUAGAUUAAACCCCUGGGUGCUUUUGCAAUGUAGCUGCUGCCCACAGCUGUGUGGGUUUUUCCUAACAUUUACUGUAGGAUGCGAAGCAGAACGUAGUAAGGUGGAAACCAAUGGAAAUUCUGUCUGUAAGAUAAACACACCAAUUUUCCAUCAUGUUCUCCCCCCACUUUUUUAUUUUUUAGUUUUUUCAAGAGAGGGAAAAAGAAAACACCUCAAAUUGGAUGUUCAAAGAGGCGGUUUCAGCCAGAAGCUGGGGCAAAGGACUCCGCUUAGUGGGGUGCUGUGAAAUUCCCUCCCUUUUGAAACGGGGGGUCUGUUGCAUCCCUCACUGAGCAGCAGAGUAAAGCUGAGCAUCCUUUGAGAUCACUAUGUUGAGACAGGAAAUGCCCAUGAGUGUGUGUGUGUGUGUGUGUGUGUGUGUAGGCACUCCCAACUACUACAGACAGGGUUGACACAGGAACACGCACACCCCACACUGGACCAUUAUACUGGUAUCAAAUGCCAAGGUACACAGCAACGGUUCUGGAGGAAUUGUGCUCCCUGUUCUGUUCCUCCCUUUUCAUUUUUUCUCCAACCCAUCUCAGUGGCAGCUUCUCCACUUCUUUGUCUCCCUUCUGUGAUAAAUUUUUUUUUUGUAUACCUCCUGGAGGGAUGAGGGUUUGUGGGCCUCGCAAUUUUAUUUUAUUUUAAUUAUCGCACCCUUAAAAAAUGGAGCCCAGCUACAAAAUGAUACUUGGGUGAUCCUUCGGUGAAAAAGGACAUGAGGCCCAAAUUUAGAAGAGAACUUCUGGUAUCCUGACUGUUAGGCUUUUACUACCACCACCACCACCACCCCGGUCAAAAUCCUUCCACAUUAUAAAAAAUGCAGGGUGCUUAUCCAAAGCUUGGUCAGAUACAUUUCACCAAUCCCUUCCUCAUGUGUUAGACUGUAUUUUCUAAGUCCUGCAGUUCAGUUGGAAAGCCAACCUAUUUUUUAAAAACAGAAAAUAGUAUGUUUUUAUUGGCAGUUUUGUCCAGCCACCACCUUCCUUUUUUAAAAAAGAAAUCCUCUAGUUGAAAACCUCUCCAGGGUUGAACACCUUGUGUGUGUGUGUGUGUAUGUGUGUGUGUUUGAGUUAUUAUUUUUAACAGUAUCAAAGGUAACAACAAAAUAAGAUCAGAAAGUAGUCCUCUUUUGCCGUUGUGUACUUGAUAGUCCUGUCCCCUGCCUGUAAUGAAGUUCACUAGUGUAUUUUUGAAAUACGGAAAAAUGUGUGAAAUAGGGGUUUUUUAAAAAAAGCACCUGCCCCCUCCCCCCAAUUUCUGUAUAAUUCUGAUUUUAUCUCUCUCUUCCCCAUCCCGCAAUGUUUUUGUUGCUUCUGAACAGAAACCCCAUGUUUCACUGUAUAGCCUGAGGUAAAAAUUUGGAGAGUGGAAGGGAGGAAAAGUUGUUACUGGGUUGUGACCUUUUUCCAGUAAACUUUCCACAGUUUGAAGUACAUGGAUUUUUCUAGGUGUUUAAAACGCUAAUUUCCCCCCAAUUCCUCCACCCACCCACCCCUUUUUACCCCUUGUAGCUGUAUAAGUAGUUGAAUAGCAGAUACACUGUUACGGAUUACAACAUCAAAAUAUGUUUUUCUGGAACUUAAAAAAAAAUAAAAGUCCCUCACAUUUUUUUUAAAAAAAGAUGAGAGCUUUUUUUGGUUUGUUUGUUUUUAACAAACAGGUACAAUCAAUUUACUGUAUGGCUAUAAAAAAAAGAAAUGUUUUUUAAAAGUGGUGUCUUGGUUGCAUGUAAAUUGUCCUCCUAUGAGUCUAUAAUUGAGAAGCCCACAGUAGGUGGGAAGACCCUCAGACAUGCAGCUAUAUCUGUCUGUCAGACUGUUUUGUGUUCUCCUUAGAAAUUUGUGUGGAUUUCUUUGUUUUUCUGUUCCUGCAGGGAAUAAGCAGCAAGGGAAUAUAUCCAAACCAUCUUGUUGAAUUUUUAAAAAAUCUUUCCCCGGUUUUUCCCCUUGGUAGAACUUAACACAAAGGUUCCCCUAGAAUAAAACAGUAUAUUUGUAUACGAUG